GCUCGUUGAAGCUGCAGUGGCCCGAGUGGGCGGCGAAUGUGAGUGAAAGAGACGGAGAGAGACGUUUGAAUAGUUGCUGAGGCGGAAAUAUAGAAAUUGAGAAACUGUUCAGUAAAACAUAAUAUUUUACAAGACAUUAAUUCCGCAUCAAACUAUCCGUGUUAUUUCCAUUGGGAAGUACAUGCCAGAAAGAAGCGUAGCAAGCCGGUGUUCGCUAGCUAGAGAGGACGCGCGAGGUGAAUCGACUCCCCCUUUCUCUCGGUGCUAACGAGCUAGCCAACAAAACAUUGUAACGUUAGUAAUCCAAUCCCGAUCAACGAACGAUUCUCGAUUGGUGCGUAUCGGAUAUAUCCCGAGUCACUUCAUUGAAUGAGGACUGACCCCCCUCUGCAGGUUGACCAUGGUGCUGACAGGGAAGCGGUCUGAGAAGGGACCAGUGUGUUGGAGGAGAAGGGUGAAGUCUGAGUACAUGAGGCUACGCCAACUCAAACGUUUCAGACGGGCUGAUGAGGUCAAGAGUAUGUUUAACUCUAACCGUCAGAGGAUCCUGGAGCGGACAGACAUCCUGAACGCUGAGUGGAAGACCAGAAGGAUCCAGCCCGUUCACAUCAUGACAUCUGUUAGCUCCUUACGAGGGACCAGAGAGUGCACGGUGGACAGUGGUUUCUCUGAGUUCUCCAAACAGGUGAUACCUCUGAAGACGCUCAACGCUGUAGCCUCUGUCCCUGUCAUGUACUCCUGGUCCCCGCUACAGCAGAACUUCAUGGUAGAAGAUGAAACGGUUCUCCACAACAUCCCUUACAUGGGAGACGAGAUUCUGGACCAAGACGGAACCUUCAUAGAAGAACUCAUCAAGAACUACGAUGGCAAAGUUCACGGAGACAGGGAGUGCGGCUUCAUCAACGAUGAGAUCUUUGUGGAGCUGGUGGGUGCCCUGACCCAGUACAGUGACAACGAUGAUGAGGAUGAUGAUGAAGAAGAGCAGGAGUUUAAGCUUGAGAAGAUGGAGCUCUGUGAGGCGAAGGACCACCUGGCCGAGGACCCCCGAAAGGAACCCCUGAUCAACACUGACAGCCAAGGCAGCAGUGACAGCUCUAAGAAGUUUCCGUCUGAUAAGAUCUUUGAAGCCAUCUCCUCAAUGUUCCCUGAUAAGGGCUCAACAGAGGAACUUCGAGAAAAGUACAAGGAGCUGACAGAGCCCCAGUUGCCUGGUGCGUUGCCUCCAGAGUGUACUCCUAACAUGGACGGUCCCAACGCUCGCUCUGUUCAGCGGGAACAGAGUCUACACUCCUUCCACACACUCUUCUGCCGACGCUGCUUCAAAUACGACUGCUUCCUGCACCGUGAGUCCUUCCAUGCGACUCCUAACACCUAUAAGCGUAAGAACAUGGAGAAUCUGGUGGACAGUAAACCCUGUGGUGACGAGUGCUACAUGUACCUGGUGCAGGAUGGAUUGGUGAGGGAGUAUCCUGACCUCAUGGCAACCGAGAGGUCCAAGACUCCUUCCAAACGCCCAGUGAGCCGUCGCAGGGGACGACCCAUCGGCAACAGCCGGCCCAGUACACCAACAGUCUCCACCGACACCAAAGAUACGGACAGCGAGCGGGAGGGGAAAGAUGACGAUAAUGACGAUGACGAUGAUGAUGAUGAUGACAAGAAGGACGAGACCACCAGCAGUUCAGAGGGUAACUCACGGUGCCAGACUCCAGUGAAGUUGAAGCUGACGUGUGACCCUCAGGUUGUUGAUUGGAGCGGAGCCGAGGCUUCACUCUUUAGGGUUCUCAUCGGAACCUACUACGACAACUACUGCGCUAUAGCACGGCUCAUAGGAACCAAGACCUGCAGACAGGUAUAUGAGUUCAGAGUGAAGGAGUCUAGUAUCAUCGCUCGUGCUCCGGCUGAGGACGAGGACACGCCCCCUCGUAAGAAGAAGAGGAAACACAGGUUGUGGGCCACUCACUGCAGGAAGAUCCAACUGAAGAAAGAUGGUUCAUCCAACCACGUGUAUAACUACCAGCCAUGUGACCACCCCCGCCAGCCCUGUGACUCCUCAUGUCCCUGUGUCACUGCUCAGAACUUCUGUGAGAAGUUCUGCCAGUGCAGCUCAGAGUGUCAGAACCGUUUCCCAGGCUGCAGGUGUAAGGCCCAGUGUAACACUAAACAGUGUCCGUGUUACCUGGCGGUCAGAGAGUGUGACCCUGACCUGUGUCUGACCUGCGGAGCCGCUGAACACUGGGACAGCAAGAACGUCUCCUGUAAAAACUGCUCCAUACAGAGGGGAGCCAAGAAGCACCUGCUCCUAGCUCCGUCUGACGUAGCAGGCUGGGGCAUCUUCAUCAAAGAGCCAGUUCAGAAGAAUGAGUUCAUCUCUGAGUACUGUGGGGAGAUAAUCUCCCAAGAUGAGGCGGAUCGCAGAGGGAAGGUCUACGACAAAUACAUGUGUAGCUUCCUCUUCAACCUCAACAACGAUUUUGUAGUGGAUGCUACUAGGAAAGGAAACAAGAUUCGUUUCGCCAACCAUUCGGUCCACCCCAACUGCUAUGCAAAAGUGAUGAUGGUGAAUGGGGACCACAGGAUAGGGAUCUUUGCUAAGAGAACCAUCCAGACUGGAGAAGAGCUCUUCUUUGACUACCGGUACAGUCAAGCAGAUGCUCUGAAGUAUGUCGGCAUCGAGCGGGAAUCAGAGAUGCCAUGAUCCCCUCUUCUACCUCUAGAUCAAAGGCCUUACACACGCACGCUCUUCACUUCAGGAAACACAAACGACUCAUUGUCGGAAUCCUGGGGUGCUUCAAGAAUUCUGGGAAGUUUAGACCUUUUUUUUCCCACUUUGAAUAUUUUUUUCUACCAACAAAUCUUCCUGUUCAGAGUUAUGUAGGACUCAUUGCUAUGGUCACUAGAACGGUCUUUCCCCAAUUUACAUUUACAUUACAUUUAAGUCAUUUAGCAGACGCUCUUAUCCAGAGCGACUUACAAAUUUACAGCUAACUAACACACAUAAACAGGUCUUAAUAAAUCCACUGCGGGGAUCUCUUGAGCUCUGUUAUGCUUUUUAUACUUGAUCCAAAUCCAUGGACACAUUGACUCAACCAUAACAAGUGGUUGUUGAACAUCUUACUUAGCUCCUGACUACCAGCUAGACUAAAUGCAGGUUAAAAACAUGUGACUGACUUUUUCCCCCUCCCCUAGCCAGUGUCCAAACCCCUUAGCCUCAGACCCCACAGACCCACUCUUGAACGCCCGAACAUUGUUUUGAGACUAUAGCCUGAUAUCUGAGGUGACAGUGUACGAUGCAUGUUGACCAGCAGCACUACCUGUUUUUUUUUCUCUCAGACUUCUGGUUUAUUCCUAAAACUAUAUUCUGUCUUUAAUUUCUUCAAGUUUUGAACAUUUGAUGACCAUUGACCACCUGAGGCAUGCUUUGAUACAAUCUCUAUUCUAGACGGUGCUAACUAAGACGGUGUGAUGUUUUGUAAAUGCCCCCAGGUAUCCACUUCUGCUGUGCCUUGAAUCUCGUCGUUAGAACACUGAAUAGUCACUUGAUUAGAGCCCUUAAGUGUUUUAUUGAUAAAGAUGUAUCCUUAAUCUGGUUAAUGCAUGACGAUGAAAGCUUCCAUGUUUGUAGUCCCGGGAAGACCUCACUGCUACUAUAAUCUAGUGAUGCCUGGUGCUUGUGAAUACUGCAGACUUGAACCAAUACAACCAGCCUUGAAUAAUGUUAAGUAAUGUUCACGUCUUCACCUGCAGUGGGACGAACCGCUCCCAUUUAUCUCCUGUUUUUACAACUAACUUUGUCAACUUUUACCAGCAACUGAGAGAGGGCUCUGUAAAGACCUACAGACAGAUCUAGAUGACUGACGGUUGUGUUUAGAUGGAAGUCAGGAGCUGAUCUCCUUUAAGUAGUUUGUUGCUCAUGUUAGUACAGGGGUGGGGAACUCUAUUGAUUCAAUGUCACAGCUUACACCAGGUCUACAUCGGUCUGACUGGAAAAGCAGCAGAUACAGCAGCUCGAGGAGAAGUAUCUCACCCAUCUGUUUAGGAUGUAUACUUCCUGAGUUGUAGAGCCAGCUGGCGUCCAGUGGGAUUGGACAUUACAGAAUGUUCAUAGAAAUAUAGGCCUACUACAUAGAACAGCGGUGCUUCUGUCAAGGAAUAGGGAAACUGCUCUAUACAAACUAUAUAUUGACUGUGUAAUGUUUCCUCCAGUUGUCUAGCCGGGACCACUACUGUCUGAUUUCCAAGGUGCUGAUUUUUACUGUCUUUACAGGGAGUAUUGUUCAAAGUGAUCCAGAAUAAAAUGAGAAAAUGAAGGUG
Molecule: messenger RNA, 4311 nt
Organism: Oncorhynchus gorbuscha (pink salmon)
Lineage: Eukaryota; Metazoa; Chordata; Actinopteri; Salmoniformes; Salmonidae
Gene: ezh2
Product: enhancer of zeste 2 polycomb repressive complex 2 subunit
Exons: 20
Coding region: 401-2695 (764 amino acids)
Biological process (GO): chromatin remodeling
Molecular function (GO): histone H3K27 methyltransferase activity; protein binding
Source: RefSeq, a predicted model, not a curated record